CUGAUGGAAAAGAAGCAACACAAGCAAAGUCUGCCUUUAACAGAAAUCUAAAAUGAGGAACUUGAGAUGCAAAAACCUCUUUCAUUCCUCUUCUCCUGAUAGACAAAAGUUUUUUAAAGUCAUCUUUGUAAAAAGUCUUUAGAUCUACAAUGAUUUGUUACAGAAGGAAAAACAGAAAAGAGGAGAGAGCCGUAUAAAGGUCAAGGGAGAGACUGGAGCAGAUACAGCCACAAGGAAUGCCGACAGCCACCAGGAGCUGGAAGAGGAGAAAUGAAAUAAAGUCUUCACUGCGUGUGGACAAUUUAUUCAAGGAGAGGAUUCAUACAGGAAAGGAGGCAAGGGAGCCCUGCGUUUGUUGCUCUCCGUUCUGCUCCUCGCAGCCUGGAACUGGGAGUGGUCAGGUCCACUACUCGGUCGCCGAGGAGGCCAAACACGGCACCUUCGUGGGCCGCAUCGCCCAAGACUUGGGGCUGGAGCUGGCAGAGCUGGUGCCGCGCCUUUUCCGGGUGGCGUCCAAAGGCCACGGGGACCUUCUGGAGGUAAAUCUGCAGAAUGGCAUUUUGUUUGUGAAUUCUCGGAUCGACCGGGAGGAGCUGUGCAGGCGGAGCGCGGAGUGCAGCCUCCACCUGGAGGUGAUCGUGGACAGGCCGCUGCAGGUUUUCCAUGUGGUGGUGGAGGUGAAGGACAUUAAUGAUAACCCACCGGUUUUCAGAGCAAGAGAACAAAGGUUAUUUAUUCCUGAAUCUAGACUGGUGGAUUCACGUUUCCCGAUAGAGGGCGCUGCUGAUGAGGACAUUGGUACCAACGCUCUUCUAACUUACACCCUCAGCCCCAGCGAUUAUUUCUCUUUGGAUGUACAGGCAAGUGAUGAACUCAGUAAGUCACUUUCACUUGAAUUGAGGAAAUCUUUGGAUAGAGAAGAAACACCAGAACUUCAUUUAUUAUUGACAGCCACUGAUGGGGGCAAACCAGAGCUGGAAGGUACAGUUCAGCUGCUGAUCACAGUGCUGGACGUUAAUGAUAAUGCCCCAUUGUUUGCCCAGGCUGUGUACAGAGUCCAUUUAUUAGAAAGUACAGCAAAUGGAACAUUAGUGACUACAUUAAACGCCUCUGAUGCCGAUGAAGGUGUAAAUGGAGAAAUUGUUUUUUCCUUUGGCAGUGAUGUUCCUCUAAACAUUCAAAAAAACUUCAAAAUUGAUUCCAACUCAGGAGAAAUUAGGCUAAUUGGUAGACUGGAUUAUGAAGAAACAAAAUCCUAUGAAAUUCAGGUAAAAGCAGUUGAUAAAGGAAAUCCUCCAAUGUCGAAUCACUGCAAGGUUUUAGUGAAAGUGCUGGAUGUAAAUGACAAUGCUCCACAACUGGCAAUCACACCUCUGUCUUUGCCGGUCAGAGAGGACACUCCACUUGGCACCGUCAUCGCCUUUGUCUCCGUGUCCGACCGUGACUCCGGUGUCUAUGGGCAGGUGACCUGCUCUCUGAUGCCUCAUAUCCCCUUCAAGCUGGUGUCCACCUUCAAGAAUUACUAUUCGCUGGUGCUGGACAGCGCCCUGGACCGAGAGAGCGUGGCGAACUAUGAGCUGGUGGUGACAGCACGAGACGGGGGAUCGCCUUCGCUGUCCACCACAGCUAGCAUGUACGUUGAGGUGGCGGACGUGAACGACAACGCGCCGGCAUUCGCGCAGCCCGAGUACACGGUGUUCGUGAAGGAGAACAACCCGCCCGGCUGCCACAUCUUCACGGUGUCUGCGCGGGACGCCGACGCGCAGGAGAACGCGCUGGUGUCCUACUCGCUGGUGGAGCGGCGCGUGGGCGAGCGUGCGCUGUCGAGCUACGUGUCGGUGCACGCGGAGAGCGGCAAGGUGUACGCGCUGCAGCCGCUGGACCACGAGGAGCUGGAGCUGCUGCAGUUCCAAGUGAGCGCGCGCGACGCGGGCGUGCCUCCCCUGGGCAGCAACGUGACGCUGCAGGUGUUCGUGCUGGACGAGAACGACAACGCGCCCGCGCUGCUGCCGCGGCCGGGGACGGGCGGCGGCGGCGGCGGCGGCGGCGCUGUGAGCGAGCUGGUGUCGCGGUCGGUGGGCGCGGGCCACGUGGUGGCGAAGGUGCGCGCGGUGGACGCCGACUCUGGCUACAACGCGUGGCUGUCGUAUGAGCUGCAGCCGGCGGCGGGUGGAGCGCGCAGCCCGUUCCGCGUGGCGCUGUACACGGGCGAGAUCAGCACGACGCGCACCCUGGACGAGGCGGACUCGCCGCGCCAGCGCCUGCUGGUGCUGGUGAAGGACCACGGCGAGCCGGCGCUCACGGCCACCGCCACUGUGUUGCUGUCGCUGGUGGAGAGCGGCCAGGCGCCCAAGGCGUCGUCGCGGGUGCUGGCGGGCGCCGCUGGCGCCGAGACGGCGCUGGUGGAUGUCAACGUGUACCUGAUCAUCGCCAUCUGCGCGGUGUCCAGCCUGUUGGUGCUCACGCUGCUGCUGUACACGGCGCUGCGCUGCUCGGCUCCGCCCGCGGAGGGCGCGUGCGCGCCUGGGAAGCCCACGCUGGUGUGCUCCAGCGCGGUGGGGAGCUGGUCGUACUCGCAGCAGAGGCGGCAGAGGGUGUGCUCCGGGGAGGGCCCGCCCAAGACUGACCUCAUGGCCUUCAGCCCCAGCCUACCUCAAGUUCCAGACUCCGCAGAAGAAAGACAACAACCCUCAGAAUCAGAACACUUAGGAAAGUUUGGAUCGAGGCCAGAACGUCACAAUAUUUGGAAAAGGCUUGCAAGGGUGUUUUCACGGAGAGAAGAAGGUCCAGGAGCCCGGCGAUUACUGCUUUCGCUUCUGCUCCUCACAGUCUGGGAGACUGGGAGCGGCCAGGUUCAUUACUCAGUCCUGGAGGAGGCCAAACACGGCACCUUCGUGGGCCGCAUCGCCCAGGAUUUGGGGCUGGAGCUGGCGGAGCUGGUGCCACGCCUGUUCCGGGUGGCGUCCAAAGGCCACGGGGACCUUCUAGAGGUAAAUCUGCAGAAUGGCAUUUUGUUUGUGAAUUCUCGGAUUGACCGGGAGGAGCUGUGCGGGCGGAGCGCGGAGUGCAGCAUCCACCUGGAGGUGAUCGUGGACAGGCCGCUGCAGGUUUUCCAUGUGGAGGUGGAGGUGAAAGACAUUAACGACAACCAGCCGGUUUUCCCGGUGGCAUUAAAAAAAUUAUUUAUUUAUGAAUCCCGGCCGCCUGGUUCUCGGAUUCCGCUAGAGGGCGCGUCAGAUGCAGAUAUUGGAGCCAAUUCUCUGUUGACCUACAGUCUUAACUCUAACGAUUAUUUUACCUUGGAUAUUAAAAGAAAUGAUGAUAAUAUUAAAUCCCUUGGACUCGUGUUGAGAAAAGUUUUAGAUCGCGAGGACAUUCCUGAACAUCACUUACUAGUAACGGCAGUUGAUGGUGGGAAACCAGAGCUCACCGGAACUACUCAAGUGAAGAUCACCCUUCUAGAUGUAAACGACAACGCCCCAGAGUUUGAGAGGACUGUCUACAGAGUCAGUUUAUUCGAAAAUGCACCAAACGGUACCCUAGCAGUGAUUGUUAACGCCUCUGAUUUGGAUGAAGGAGUAAAUAAGGACAUUGUAUAUUCUUUCAAUACAGACAUGUCAGCAGAUACUCUUUUGAAAUUUCACUUAGACCCAGUUAGUGGAUACAUCAGUAUAAAAGGUAAUAUAGAUUUCGAGGAAACUAAGUUAUAUGAAAUCCAGGUAGACGCGACAGAUAAAGGAACUCCCCCAAUGACAGGUCACUGCACGGUUCUGGUGGAAAUUUUGGACACCAAUGAUAAUGUACCUGACUUGGUUAUCAAAUCACUAUCAUUACCUGUAUUAGAAGAUGCUCCCCUCGGCACGGUCAUUGCCCUAAUCAGUGUGUCUGACCGCGACUCUGGUGCCAAUGGGCAGUUGACCUGCACCCUGUCACCCCACGUUCCUUUCAAGCUGGUGUCCACCUUCAAAAACUACUAUUCGCUGGUGCUGGACAGCGCCCUGGACCGAGAGAGCGUGGCGAACUAUGAGCUGGUGGUGACAGCACGAGACGGGGGAUCGCCUUCGCUGUCCACCACAGCUAGCAUGUACGUUGAGGUGGCGGACGUGAACGACAACGCGCCGGCAUUCGCGCAGCCCGAGUACACGGUGUUCGUGAAGGAGAACAACCCGCCCGGCUGCCACAUCUUCACGGUGUCUGCGCGGGACGCCGACGCGCAGGAGAACGCGCUGGUGUCCUACUCGCUGGUGGAGCGGCGCGUGGGCGAGCGUGCGCUGUCGAGCUACGUGUCGGUGCACGCGGAGAGCGGCAAGGUGUACGCGCUGCAGCCGCUGGACCACGAGGAGCUGGAGCUGCUGCAGUUCCAAGUGAGCGCGCGCGACGCGGGCGUGCCUCCCCUGGGCAGCAACGUGACGCUGCAGGUGUUCGUGCUGGACGAGAACGACAACGCGCCCGCGCUGCUGCCGCGGCCGGGGACGGGCGGCGGCGGCGGCGGCGGCGGCGCUGUGAGCGAGCUGGUGUCGCGGUCGGUGGGCGCGGGCCACGUGGUGGCGAAGGUGCGCGCGGUGGACGCCGACUCUGGCUACAACGCGUGGCUGUCGUAUGAGCUGCAGCCGGCGGCGGGUGGCGCGCGCAGCCCGUUCCGCGUGGCGCUGUACACGGGCGAGAUCAGCACGACGCGCACCCUGGACGAGGCGGACUCGCCGCGCCAGCGCCUGCUGGUGCUGGUGAAGGACCACGGCGAGCCGGCGCUCACGGCCACCGCCACUGUGUUGCUGUCGCUGGUGGAGAGCGGCCAGGCGCCCAAGGCGUCGUCGCGGGUGCUGGCGGGCGCCGCUGGCGCCGAGACGGCGCUGGUGGAUGUCAACGUGUACCUGAUCAUCGCCAUCUGCGCGGUGUCCAGCCUGUUGGUGCUCACGCUGCUGCUGUACACGGCGCUGCGCUGCUCGGCUCCGCCCGCGGAGGGCGCGUGCGCGCCUGGGAAGCCCACGCUGGUGUGCUCCAGCGCGGUGGGGAGCUGGUCGUACUCGCAGCAGAGGCGGCAGAGGGUGUGCUCCGGGGAGGGCCCGCCCAAGACCGACCUCAUGGCCUUCAGUCCCAGCCUUCCACCUGGUCCCGUUGGCGGGGAUAAAGAGCAGUUGAAUGUGGACGUUGAUCUUUCUGCUAAACCGCGACAGCCCAACCCUGACUGGCGUUACUCUGCCUCCCUCCGAGCAGGAAUGCACAGCUCUGUGCACCUAGAGGAGGCUGGCAUUCUACGGGCUGGUCCAGGAGGGCCUGAUCAGCAGUGGCCAACAGUAUCCAGUGCGACACCAGAACCGGAGGCCGGAGAGGUGUCCCCUCCAGUCGGUGCUGGUGUCAACAGCAACAGUUGGACCUUUAAAUACGGACCAGGCAACCCCAAACAAUCUGGUCCCGAACCUAAAAAGCAGACCCAAGUUUCCUUUCUCCUCCGCCGAAAAGGAGAGGCUUCCCAGUCCCGCCAGUGAGAGGUUGGACUCUCUGCCCUGUGUUCCGGGGAUGCUGUCUUGAUGACACUUGCAGGGCAGGCUCACAGGCUUUGAGAUUGAGCAGCUUGGGUGUCGGUGGCCACUGGCUUUGUGUGGUCACGGGCGGUGCACGAGUGCCGGACAUCGGCGGGGAGGGGCCAGAUGAGACUAGUUGGCACGAGGAGGGCUGCUGGGAAGAAAGGCAAAGGAACAGCGGGGUUGCCAAUCCAGGGGGGGGGAAUGCGAAACGAAAAGGGACCAGGCUGUCUAAAUCUUACAACUCAAGAGGCAGUGGCCACCCUCCCGCAGACAAAACUGCCCCCACUGACGAGGCUCUAGGAGGCCUCGAAUCUGUCGGCUGUGGUGUCAUGAUCCCUAAAACCCGCAUUACACCGACAGGCCAACAGCUCAGUGAUGAACGGGGCCGACCAGGGCAACAGAAGCAGAUCUGAGGAGUUUGCUGUGGAUGUCCUUGUGCUCACUUUAUUACAAAUUCUUUUGCACACAAUGUUUAUGAAAAGGCCAGACCCUUUUCCAACACAUAUGCAAAAGCAAACGCAAAAGAAAACCCCAACACCUCACUUUAUGCUGUUUGUUGUUUGAUAGAUUUAUUUA
Molecule: messenger RNA, 6101 nt
Organism: Zalophus californianus (California sea lion)
Lineage: Eukaryota; Metazoa; Chordata; Mammalia; Carnivora; Otariidae
Product: protocadherin alpha-3
Biological process (GO): homophilic cell-cell adhesion
Cellular component (GO): plasma membrane
Molecular function (GO): calcium ion binding
Source: RefSeq, a predicted model, not a curated record